AUGAAUCACGAGGAAAUAAAGACAGUCGUGCAGGAAAAAUUCCUAUCCAGCGAAAGAGUUACAGCUUUUCUGUGUGAUGCUAAAGUGCUCCACCCAGAAUGGGUAAAAAGAGAUAGACUUCUUGCUAUUGUGGAAUAUGGUGACGAGAAAGCUGUUUUUUGUUUAUUUUCGUCGUGUUACCCACCGAAGUCUUUUACAGACCUAUCUAUUGAAAUUGUAUUACCGAUAGAUAACAGUUUUAAAUGUGAAAUAGAUAACAAGCCCUCGGAUCCCGAGGCAAUCUUGUACCUGAAUUUACAAUCUCGUUACAAUAAGUUUAAGUUUGAAAUCCAAAUGACUCCGCGCGUUGAUAAUUUUGUCGACGAUUUAUUCAGAGGAAUAGAAGCAGUUAAUAAGAUUUCGACACAGCCAGAAUUUGUUUGGCUAAAAAAGUAUAGUAUUAAAGAUGAAGAAGAUUUUAUAGCAGAAAAUAUUGUGCUUCCUAGAACUGGCAUUUCUAAUAUGCCUAACACAGCUCCAGUGGCUAUCAGAGAGAGCUUGAUAAAGCGGAAAAUGUGUGACAAGGAGUCAGAGUACACAUUUACAAAACAGUUUACUGUUUUUUGUGGUACAUGGAAUGUUAAUGAUAAGUCUCCCAUUAUCCCACUAAAGGGAUGGUUACAUAUUGACAAAGAACCACCAGAUAUAUAUGCUGUUGGGUUUCAAGAGCUUGACCUGUCUAAGGAAACUUUUCUUUUUGACCAAACUUUUCGGGAAGAUGAGUGGUAUUGUGCAGUUUUGAAUUAUGUUGACAAACGAGCAAAAUAUAUUAAGGUAGAAAAAGUACGCCUUGUUGGAAUGAUGCUAAUUGUCCUUAUUAAGGAGAAACAUUAUCCAUUUGUGCGUAACAUUGUGUGUGACACAGUGGGAACAGGAAUUAUGGGUAAAAUGGGAAAUAAGGGAGGUGUGUCAAUAAGAUUUGACUUGCACAAUACAUCUCUAUGCUUUGUAAACUCCCACUUAGCAGCUCAUGUUGAAGAAUAUGAGAGGAGGAACCAAGAUUUUAGGGAUAUCUGUAGUAGAACUCGGUUUCCACAAGUAAACCAACAACCUAAAGCAAUAAAAGACCAUGACCAAAUAUAUUGGCUAGGUGACCUCAACUAUAGAAUUACUGAAUUAGAUCCAAUUACUGUGAAGAAAUUAGUCAAUGAAAACAAUUUUGGACCUGUUCUAGAAUGGGAUCAGUUAAAACAACAGCAUAAAAACAAAAAUGUUUUUGCUGGUUAUCAUGAGGGUCUCAUAGCUUUUAAACCCACCUACAAAUACGACCCAGGGACUGAUAAUUGGGAUUCCAGUGAAAAACAUCGAGCCCCAGCCUGGUGUGAUAGAAUAUUUUGGAAAGGAGAUCGUGUUACACAAUUAGAUUAUAGAAGUCAUCCAGCAUUAAAUAUAAGUGACCACAAACCUGUUUCAGCUAUUUUUAGUUCUGAAAUUAAAAUAAUAAAUGAAGAAAAGUACAGGAAAAUAUAUGAAGAAGUGAUAAAACAAUUAGAUAAGUUGGAAAAUGAACUUAUUCCACAAGUAAAAGUUGAUGUUACUGAAGUUGAUUUUGGUACAGUUAGGUAUUUAGAAUUACAAGUACGAAGCAUCACAAUUAAAAAUACAGGAAAAUUACCAGUGGAAUUUGAAUUCAUAAAAAAAUUAGAUGAAGCAAACUUCUGUAAGGAAUGGCUCAUUGUUGAACCAUACAAAAAAUGUAUUUGUGCUGAUGAAACUUGUGAAAUCCAGUUAAAAGUAUUAAUUAAUAAGACAUCUGCAUGCAAAAUGAAUGCUGGGACAGAUCAAUUAUAUGACAUUUUAGUUUUACAUUUAUAUGGAGGCAAAGACAUCUUUAUCACAGUAAAUGGGACAUACCAAAGAAGUUGUUUUGGGUGUUCAAUAGAAGUUUUAGUUAAUUUAAAAAUGCCAAUACAAGAGGUGCCUGUUGGUAAGCUAGUAGAACUUGAAAGUAAGAGAGAUCAAUGUGUGUCAAACCAGUCAACAUAUUCCAUACCAAAGGAAAUUUGGUUCUUAGUGGACCAUAUUUAUUUACAUGGAUUAAAAGAACCAAACUUGUUUGAACAACCUGGUUUACAUUCUGAAGUAUUACAGAUUCGGGAUUGGCUAGAUACUGGGUCAAUUGAUCCUAUCCCUGGUAGCAUACAUUCUGUUGCUGAAGCUCUGCUGCUGUUACUUGAAAGCACAGCAGAUCCUAUCAUUCCAUAUAAUCUUCAAUCAGUGUGUCUCAGAGCAUCCACUAAUUAUUUACAAUGUAAACAAAUUAUUAUGGAAUUACCAGAGUUCAGAAAAAAUGUUUUUCUUUACCUAUGUGAAUUUUUACAAGAAGCUUUACAACAUAGUGCUGAAAAUGGUUUAGAUUCCAAGACAUUAUCAACCCUUUUCGGAGCAAUUUUUUUAAGGGAUAAUCCAAAUUUAGUUCAAGAGCCUCAAUCUCGAAUAAACAAACAGGUCAUUGACAAGAAAAAAGCCCAAUUUGUGUAUCACUUUUUUAUUAAUGAUCAUAGUGAUCUCAUAUUUUCAAAAUAA
Molecule: messenger RNA, 2565 nt
Organism: Pieris macdunnoughi
Lineage: Eukaryota; Metazoa; Arthropoda; Insecta; Lepidoptera; Pieridae
Source: the annotation of a GenBank genome assembly